AUGGGCCGCAUAAGUCUCACAGCCCUCAAUGUCCGCAAAACUGCUGUCGCCAAACUCAAGGCGAAACAGAUUACCCAGCAGCCAAGUUGGCUUAAUAUAGCUGGCGAUAUCCCUCCCGCACAGAUCCUCAUACGCCAACAGCCUCUACAACACCCUUUGACAAAGGUCCGCACACGCACUCUUCCCAGCGGGAAAACAGAGCAGUAUCUCCAAGUGGUGGAACCGAGGAAGCGAAAAACGCUGAAAGAUCGCCAUUUGUUCAUGCCCAAGAGUUUACAAUACGAGGAGGACUCCCUGAGGUCAAGAUUCUUCAGCGAUCAUCCUUGGGAGUUGGCGCGGCCUCGCGUUGUGCUCGAAACCUCGGGAGAUCAAUACAAAAAUGCAGACUGGUCGACAGGCUUGAUUCAGCCUGGCAUCCCCCUCUCCGGCGAAUCCGUGGUCCAAAGACAACUUUGGCUUCUCCAGAACGUACCCGACAUCACCGUCGCGCAGGCAUAUGACAUCUCCCGAAAAGAAUUCUAUGCUUUACGGCGACAGGAAGAGACGCGGAACAGAAUUGCUGCCGAGGAAGCAAGACAUAUGGGUGCACAAUUCGGCAAGUCGGCCAUUCAAAUCAGCAUGAAGAUUGAAAACGCCAUGUACAACGAUUGGGAACGAUGGAGCCGACAAGUGGUGGCCGAUCAGGGUCAAAGAGCUGCCGCUUUCGAAGGAACUAUCACCAAGGCAGAAGACGAGACAUUAAAGGAGGUUGCUUCCACUGAAGGGCAACCCGAACGGCCUGCUAUCGGAACGGGUGUCUUUGCUCAGCAACAGAAGUUGGAUUCUCGGAGUCUUCGACGGACAGGGAAUUCUGCACAGCAGGCCAAAGGUGGAGUAUAG
Molecule: messenger RNA, 879 nt
Organism: Capronia coronata CBS 617.96
Lineage: Eukaryota; Fungi; Ascomycota; Eurotiomycetes; Chaetothyriales; Herpotrichiellaceae
Exons: 1
Coding region: 1-879 (292 amino acids)
Cellular component (GO): mitochondrial small ribosomal subunit
Molecular function (GO): structural constituent of ribosome
Source: RefSeq, a predicted model, not a curated record